Pseudocercospora fijiensis CIRAD86 is the source of this 492-nucleotide messenger RNA. RefSeq lists its product as uncharacterized. The coding region runs from base 1 to 492 and encodes 163 amino acids. The record is from RefSeq and is a predicted model, not a curated record. The transcript has a single exon. NCBI's taxonomy places the organism in Eukaryota, Fungi, Ascomycota, Dothideomycetes, Mycosphaerellales, Mycosphaerellaceae.
AUGGCCUCUUCGAGUGAAAUCAGCGUUAAAAGUUUGAGCGCACAUGUCGAGGAGACUUCUCUCACGCUCGCCCAGAUGCAGGCUCAGCUUCAACGCUCUCGCGACGCCCUGUCACACACGGACGGCCUACACUCGCCAGAUGCCCGUCUGCAGGAGGGUGCGCUCUAUCAGCUACAGCAAGUUCUGAAGCAUGACAUGGAGAAGCGAUGUGGUGAGCUUCGAGAAGGAGCACCAAUUGGUAGGGUAGCUUUAGCCGACGAUCAUCUGAGGAUGCUUCACGAAGCAUACACGGGAGCGGUAUCGAUGUGGAAAGAAGCGUUGGUCCAUGAGCUGGGCCGGGUAGAAGACGAGAUGGCAGGGGUGGAUUCGAUGUUGAUGGCGAAUGUGGACGAUGAUGACGAUGACGUUGGACGUGCGAUGUCAGAUGGUGGGGUCGCCGAUGACGAUGCCGGGAGUGGCAUGAAGAGAGAUGAAGGCAGUGAAUGGUGUUGA